Molecule: messenger RNA, 3761 nt
Organism: Helicoverpa zea (corn earworm)
Lineage: Eukaryota; Metazoa; Arthropoda; Insecta; Lepidoptera; Noctuidae
Product: MOG interacting and ectopic P-granules protein 1-like
Exons: 2
Coding region: 165-2807 (880 amino acids)
Biological process (GO): regulation of gene expression
Cellular component (GO): nucleus
Source: RefSeq, a predicted model, not a curated record
ACACCUGCUUACGCGAAUAAAUUUAAAUUAACACAAGCGGUUGGAGAUCUGCUGCGGAACGUGACAUAAUAAAAACCUUUUGAAAUGACAGCUUGAUUUGGUUUGGUUUCCGCUACUGUGCUAUUGUGCUAUUUUUCGGUUUUUGAUACGAAAAUCAUCAGAAAAUGUCAAUUUCUACGGCUACAGACGAGCGGACAGAAGGUGAUGACGAUACAUCACAAGGAAGCCAGCCAAAGGAUGACAGCAGUGACUCUGAAAAUGAAAAUGAGCCUCAGAGCCAAAAUGGGGGCUCUCCUGUCCCUGAGGUUCAUGAGAUCACCAGUGACGACGAUGAGGAUUGUGUAGUGACUAAUGAUGAUGAUGAUGAAAGUUCUAAUUCAAGUACUGAUAGUAAUGAUAGUUCUGAUGAAUCACAAAGUGAAAAUAAAACAAGUGAUGACAAGAAAAUUGAAGAACAACAUAUGGAGAAUGGUGGUGAUGAAUCCGAUAUUGAAGAAGUGUCUAUGGAGGAUCCCCUAAAUGAAGCCCCUGCCAACAAGAACAAGCCCAUUGUAGUCAGUGACACCAAGAGCCUCACUGACUUGGCUAAUAAACAAUCCAAGUCUAAUGGGGAACAGAGUAAUGAGCCUACUGUAGUUAUCAUUGAUACAAAUUCCAUCUUGACCACCAAGCCACCACCGUCAGCAGCUCACAAGCCAACAUCCACCAGUGCUAUUGACGCUCACAACUUGUGUCAGAGUAUUGCUGCCCGAGGCACCACCAUUACUCCAGUCAGUGUUAAAAACGCUGCCAGCAAUAACAGCACCCCUGCACCACAGCCAAACAUAUUGCCUUCCCUUACUGAUGACAUGUUUGUGGUAGAAGCACCCUCCUUUAUAGUUCCCUACGUGUAUGAAAAACCUUCUGUCAAACCUUUUAGGGAAUUUGUGGAUAAAUUAGGUAAAGAACUGGAAGAGCUUAAGAUUAAAGAAGAGCUUGAAAAACUUGAAAAGGAAAAGGCUGAAAAGGAGAAGAAAGAAAGGGAAAGGCAAGAGAGAAUUGAAAGGGGUGAGGAAGUAGAAGAAGAACCUAGUGAGACUAAAAGUGGAGAUGACUCAAUGAAAGAGAAAAAGGCAGAGAAAAAGCAGAAAAAAAGACGUGGCCAUGAAGAAGAUGAUGAUUCUUGGGAUGGCGAGUCCUCCUCAGAAUCUGAUGAUGACGUACCUUCUGAUGAUGAUGCAGUAGUUAUUAAGGACAGAGAUGAUACUAUUGAUCAACUAAAAGACCCUAUCAGUUUGAUUGCUAAAGGUCUUAGUGGUGGUAAACCAGACAGUUAUUUUGACUGUUCCCUGGGACAAUUUUUUAUAAAUAUUGGUCUUAAUUUAGUUCAAGAAUAUGUGCAAAGUGAUCUUCUGAAACACCAAAACAGAAAAUUGUACAAGGAAAAGAAAUCUGGCAGAAGCACUAAAGCUACUGAAGCAGCUAUUGCAUCUCUCACUCAGAAUUUAGAGUUCAGUAAGAAAACAAAUGCCCCUUAUGCUCUUAUCCAAAGGAGGUGUGACUUUUGUAGCUUUAAAACAGAGUCCAUGUUGGUAAUGGCUCAUCAUCUAGAAGCACCACACAUGAAGAACAAUAUCUAUAAAUGUAAUUCAUGUGAGUUUGAAAUUCGUAGUCCACAUGACAUAUUGUUCCACAUGGAAGCUGAGCAUAACAUCAGAGGCAGAUUGGAAAGAGCCCCUGCUUACCAACAAUGUGCUAAUUGUCAUUUUGAAGACAACAGCAAGACAAAGCUAGCGCGACAUCUAAUCGCAUGUGCGAAAAAAUUCAAACCAGAUCUUAAUUUGGCUCCUCCAAUUGAGUGGGAGCCACCGGCGAAAAUACCAAAACUAACAAGAGCUCGUAAUAAUAUGGUAGGCUCUUACCAGACUAACUUCAAUAGGACACAGAUGAAUAUGAACAAUUUGAGUCGACCUCAAAUGAAUAUGUCAAAUGUAAUUCCAAGCAUGCCUAUACUUGGCAGACCGCGCGGACGGCCGCCGAUCACCGGGCCACCACGCCCGCAGAACGUGUCGGGCGUUCCGAUCUUACGCAGCGGUGUCAUGAUCAUGCACAACACUCCUGCCGUGGGGACCACUAUUGCCAAUUAUCCUAUGAUACAAAACCAGACCAACAAUGCAACACCUAAGAUAUCAAUCACCCCGCUUCCCCGAGCUCCACAACCAUCAUCUUCCCAAUCAUCACAAAACUCCAAGGCUACUUUUGUCAUUUGUGAAAUAUGUGAUGGUUAUAUCAAAGACCUAGAACAAUUGAGGAACCACAUGCAAUGGAUUCAUAAAGUGAAAAUCCAUCCUAAGAUGAUUUAUAACAGACCACCAUUGAAUUGCCAAAAGUGCCAAUUUAGAUUUUUCACUGAUCAGGGGCUGGAAAGGCAUCUUCUUGGUUCACACGGUCUAGUAACGAGUUCCAUGCAGGAAGCUGCGAACAAGGGGAAGGAUGCCGGCAGGUGUCCAGUGUGCGGCAGAGUGUAUCAAUGGAAGUUAUUAAACCAUGUUUCAAGGGACCACAAUAUGACUUUGAAACCAGCUCACCUCUCAUACAAGUGCACUGUUUGCACAGCCACAUUCGGCAUGUACAAACAGUUUGAAAACCAUGUGUAUUCAGCUCACAGUGUGGUGGCUAAGCGUGUGAUGGAUAAGAGCAAGACUCCUGCGUCUUCCACCAAGCCUGACUCAGAUCCUCUGCUGAAACCACUCAAAAUAAGUGAUGAGAUUACGAUCAUACCACAACCUGCAAAAUCAACAGUUACUAUUACUGCUAAAGGUAAAUAACAUUAAUAUUGUGGGAAUGUGCAGACUGUCCUAGCACCCGUAGACCGACAAGCCUGCCUUAUCAGUGAUGCACAUCCAUUGUAUCAACCAGUAUUGUGUAAAUAAACUUAAGCUAUAUUGAACUUGUAUAACAAUAUUAAUGGAAUACCAGAAGUAUGUUGGAAGUUAGAUAAUAUCUAUGGAUGGUGUUGUAACACAAGUAUGCCCUUUUUAUGAUUCAGUGUAUUGAUACAGUUGCCUAGAAAAUGUAUACCUGUCACCAUAACAUGCUCCUGAAAUGAUAUUUCAUAAACAUAUUGCCUAAGUUAUAGCUUUGUCACACUUUGUCACUACCCAUGUAAUUAUGAUAUUUAUCAUGGUGGUUUGAGUGCUAUGUGAUUGUUUGAUUGUCACAAAACAAAACCUGUUAUAAUUAUGGAUCUGUAUCCUCCUCUAAUUCUGUAUAGAUAAUUGUAAGACAAAUUGUGAAAUGAUCGUAAAAUUAAAUAAUUGUCUAAUUCUUAUGCGCUCCAUGAGUAUUUAUUUAUUUUGUUCUCAUGUAUAAUUCUGUUUGUAGAAUGCUAUCAGCUUGUUCUAGUUUAAUUCUGUGUAUGGGUUAAGAUUACAGAAUAUUUGUAAAAAUAUCUUAGGUAGAUAUUUUCAAUUAUGAGUGUAUAUUAUUAAAACAAUUGAUUAUUACAGUGUAGGUAAGUUUAGAUUACAAAUCGUAGACACUAGGUAAUUGUGAGUACUACUGAGUCGAAAACGACCUGUUUCUUUGAAUAACUAAUAUCAAUGCUAUUGGAUACUAGCAGAACCCUUGCUGCCAUUGUCGGUCUUAUUUAUUUCUGAUCUCAGGUCAACCAGAUGGAAGUGUUGAUUUGGUAAAAGUUUACUGAAUUGUUAAUGUACUUAUAGAACUGAAAAUGAUGUAUUUUUUUUAUUUAAUAAAAAAGACCACUGUAAUUGAAAAAA